AUGAGGAUCGCUGCUGCUGCUGUUGCCUUUGGAGCACUUGGCGCGGCGUUUACACCGCUUCCACCCAAGUUCUUCAACGAGCCUGCGUCUCCUUGGAGCAAACCCUCGGCUCCCUUGCCUAUCCAGCCCAGCGAGCAGGACCUUGCGGGAUUGUGCGACAAGGCCACGAAUAGGUGCCAUUACAUAAAGCAAACUGAGGACGGCAAGUCAUUCCAAGUCAAGGUUGCAAACUGCAAUCAGACGUGCACAGGGGCGGCCCACGCUUGCUCGGCCGACGAGAAGACCAACUCGGUCACCUGUAGUUGA
This is a messenger RNA of Ustilaginoidea virens, 306 nucleotides long. RefSeq lists its product as uncharacterized. The record is from RefSeq and is a predicted model, not a curated record. Lineage: Eukaryota; Fungi; Ascomycota; Sordariomycetes; Hypocreales; Clavicipitaceae. The transcript has 3 exons. Bases 1 to 306 code for a protein of 101 amino acids.